AUGUUGCGAGAGAAGAAGGAAGCAUCCUCCGCUACAAUUUCGAAAAUCAGAUCCAACAUGACAGCCAGCGAGCUUCAGAGAUAG
Molecule: messenger RNA, 84 nt
Organism: Caenorhabditis elegans
Lineage: Eukaryota; Metazoa; Nematoda; Chromadorea; Rhabditida; Rhabditidae
Exons: 1
Coding region: 1-84 (27 amino acids)
Source: RefSeq, marked reviewed